Molecule: messenger RNA, 3682 nt
Organism: Oreochromis niloticus (Nile tilapia)
Lineage: Eukaryota; Metazoa; Chordata; Actinopteri; Cichliformes; Cichlidae
Gene: chatb
Product: choline O-acetyltransferase b
Exons: 15
Coding region: 268-2169 (633 amino acids)
Biological process (GO): neuromuscular synaptic transmission; acetylcholine biosynthetic process
Cellular component (GO): neuron projection; cytoplasm
Molecular function (GO): choline O-acetyltransferase activity
Source: RefSeq, a predicted model, not a curated record
AACACCUUCAGCAUCUUUUCCAAGGCGUGCUUUAAUGUGGAGCCACAGCCGUAUGGCGACGCGUGGGGACGGGGGAGCAGUCCAGCGUCUAAACGGAGUUUUCCUCUAACAUGGGCUUUCACCGCUUGGACGUGGGAGGUGAUGCCAACUUUCACACACUUCUCUGACCUUUUGAUCGCUUCGCUGAUCGGGCACGGCUGAAGCCAGACCCUAUUUGGGGUGGGGGGAGCUUACGAGUUAUAUUCACUGGUCGAGACUGGACUAAUCAUGCCAAUCUUGGAGAGAGGGACGGCGAGAGACCAAGACAGCCAAGUGCUGCCAAAGGUCCCCGUUCCCCUGCUGAAACAAACCCUUGACACGUACUUGAAGUGCGUUCAACACCUGGUGAAGGAGGAGCAGUUUAAGAAAACAAGGGCGAUCGUGGAGAAGUUUGGGGCUCCUGGGGGCGUGGGAGAGACACUCCAGAAGAAGCUUUUAGAGAGGAGGGACAAGAUGGCAAACUGGGUCUAUGACUACUGGCUGGAGGACAUGUACCUGAACAACAGGUUGGCCCUGCCAGUUAACUCCAGUCCUGCCAUGGUGUUUCCUAAGCAGAUGUUUAAAGAUCAUAAAGACGCCCUCAGAUUUGCCGCCCGUCUCAUCAGUGGAGUUUUGGAAUACAAGGCUCUCAUUGAUGGGCGAUCACUGCCAGUGGAUUUCACUCGAGGCCAGCUAGCUGUCAUGCCUAUGUGCAUGGAGCAGUACUAUCGCCUCUUCACCUCCUACCGCUAUCCGGGGUUAAAGACAGACACGCUGACGGUCCAGAUGAAGGCAGCAUUUUCAGCACCGGAGCACAUGAUUGUGGCAUGCAAGAAUCAGUUUUUCGUGUUGGAUGUAGUCGCAAACAGCAAGCAGCUCAGUGAGGAGGAGAUCUUAUCCCAGCUGGAGAAGAUUGUGAAAAUGUCUGAAAACGCUGAGGAGAGGCUCCCCCCUUUUGGCAUCUUGACAUCUGAUGGGAGGACAGAAUGGGCACAAGCUAGAGAGGCACUAAUAAAAGAUCAGAUCAACAGGGACUCUCUGGCGCUGAUUGAGAGCUGCAUCUGUGUGGUGUGUCUGGAUGAGCCCAGCGGCCUGCAACCCAGUGACACCAACAGGGCCCUGUUGAUGCUACAUGGUGGAGGACAUGAAAAGAACGGUGCAAACCGCUGGUAUGACAAGUCAAUGCAGUUUGUUGUAGGCAUGGAUGGGAUAUGUGGAGUGGUGUGUGAGCAUUCGCCAUUUGAAGGGAUUGUUCUGGUGCAGUGCUGCGAAUACAUAAUGAAAUAUAUAAUGGAAAGUUCUUCUAAGAUGGUGAAGUCCUCCAGCUUUAGAGAGCUUCCCCCUCCAAGGAGGCUACGCUGGAAAUGUAACCCACAUAUCCAAGGACUCUUAGCAGCAUCUGCAGAGAGACUGCAGAGGCUGGUGAAUAAUCUCGACAUGACUGUAUUCAAAUUCAGAGAUUAUGGGAAAGAAUUUAUCAAGCAACAGAAGAUGAGUCCAGAUGCCUUCAUACAAGUUGCCUUGCAGCUUGCAUUUUUCAAAUGCACUGGAAGGCUCGUGUCCACUUACGAGAGUGCGUCAAUUCGGCGUUUCCAAGAAGGUCGCGUAGAUAACAUUCGCUCAGCGACCGCCGAGGCCCUGGCCUUUGUGAAGUCUAUGGCAGAUGAGAGGGGAACGUUCUCCGACUCAGAAAAGAUGAAACGACUAGGGGAUGCAAUUAAAGCCCAGACAAGUUAUACAAUUGCAGCAAUUACAGGAAUGGCGAUAGACAAUCACCUCCUUGGACUUCUGAGGAUCUCAAAGGAGCUCAACAUGGAAAAGCCAGAAAUCUUUUGUGAUGAGACAUAUCUGGCCAGUAACCACUUCAUCCUCUCUACCAGUCAGGUUCCUACCACUGUGGAAAUGUUCUGCUGCUAUGGCCCAGUGGUGCCCAACGGUUACGGCGCCUGUUACAACCCACAGUCAGAUCACAUCAUCUUCUGCGUAUCUAGUUUCUGGGACAACACAGAGACUAGCUCGGUCGUUUUCGUUAAAGCCUUGAACGAGGGCCUGCUGGAAAUCAGGGACUUGUGCAAUAGAAGCAGUGCUACAGCUAGCAAACUAGCUGUCGCCAGCCAGGGAGCCAGCCAGCCUCAUAAAUCAGGGAAGUAAGCCAUACUGAGGGAGUACGCCCACUCAGCUGCUCCACUCGCCACUGUUAGACUUUAGCAUUAGACUCAGUAGUUAAGAUGCCUUCAUAUGUCUUUGUUGUCUGUGUAAUAGUGUUACUUUCAUCACAAAAUUCAAAGCCUUAAAGUUCACAUGUAACUGUAUAUAAAACAUGUAAAUUUAAAAAUAUAUAUAUAAAUGAAAAUUAAAAGAAGAAAUAAAAAGUUUUUUCUUGGAUCUGUGUGGACAACAGAACGAUUUUGGUCCAGCACUGACCCUGCUUGACUUGGUAGACUGACAUUAAAUGGUCUGCUGCCUUUAGGAAACUAAAGCCAUGUCCGCUUUGUAGCACUGAUCUGACGGUCAAUUCCUCAGUCAGUGAGAGAUUCAGCCGAAUGAUCUUAGUGUAUAUUUUAGACUAGUAACACACUUUACAUGACAAAAAAAUACCAACACUAUAUAAAAGUCACUUAUAACAAUCAUAACAUCCUGUAAAUGUGAUUCUGCAAACCUCACUUGUUGUGUGCUGUAAGAUUUAAAUGUUCUAAAGUUAUUUUUAACUCUUGGAUGUGUGUUUUUUUUUAUUCUUCUGAUGUCAUCAGGUUGCCAAAGAGGCUGUGCAAAUGUGAAGUCUGUGUGAUGAGGCACUUUAAGAUGUUUAUGUCAACGCGUGUGUGAAUACCUUCAAACAUAGAAAAGUGGCUGUAAGUGAGUUAUGUGAUAUGGUUUCAGUGGCACAUUCAGAGUUGUCUAGCUAUAAUGUAUGUACUGUAUUUAAUAGCAAUAGUUAUAUUAUGUGUAAAGUGUUAUGAACAGUGCCGCAUUAUAAGCAAGAUACAGUCCACUGAUGACUGAGGCAUACCACUGUGUUCACUUAUGUAAGUGCUUUUUAUUUGCACUUGGAGGUAGAAAGAAGUUGAUGUUAGCUACACUGUAGGUUCUCUGUGCAAUAACACAAAAUCAAGGGUAUAUGUGCAAUUUGCCAAAACAGCUCAUUAAAUGCAUGGAGCUUAUGUAAUUUUAAAUUAACUACAGUGAGUAUUUUUGAUAUUCAGACAAAACAGAGUAAGAUUUCAAUCGAUUCUGGCGAUCUACAUCCUGCAUGAUGUUAUAGUGUUUAAAUGUUCAUUAAAACUGGGAUGUAGAUUUGUCUACACAUAUAAAUUGCGAGUGUUUUUUUUUAAAAUCUCGUGUGGUGGCUUGUGUUACUUCGAAGCAAAUCCGUGGUUACUUAGCGGUGCGGUGUGUGAGAAUAUUAGUCGUGUGCAUAUGACACGUAGGAUAUGUAUCUGUGUAUCAUCAGCCAAAGUGAAUGUCACAAUUUCCAAAACCAUGUCCAGAAAAAUUACUAGGUGACACAUGCAUGUUUAUUCUUAGAAUAAUAGCUGUAUUUUUAUAUGUCUAUGUGGAAAGUCUUAUGAUAUAAUGAAAUAUUGUUAAAGAGAAUUUAAAAAAUGCCUUAAAACUAAAGUCAUGCAAGCUGUUUUCAAUAAUUUCAAUAAAGUGUUAUAAUCUA